AUGGCUUCGUCGGGACGGUUAUCGCGUGAGGAAAAGGGCAAAGGGAUCGCCUGCGCCACUGAUCAGGUCAAUGAUGUUACGGCGAACGGAAGUCCGAUAGAAGACUUCAGUUUGAUUCAUCGCGAUGCCUUGCAUAGGGAGAGGCUCGAGCUGCGCCGAGACUCGGCAACGGAUUUGGCGAGCCAGGUUCUUCCUUCCACGUCACCGUCUCAGAGACCCCCUCUUCAGCAACAGCAGCAUCAGCAGCUGAGACAACAGCAACUACAAGUGGCUCAAUUACAGCAGCGUCCUUUUGAAGCUGGCGUGUGUGUUCGGAGAUUUAUGAUGGUCUUGCAUCGUAUUAAGCAACGACCUGCUGAUAAUUGCAUUACCUUUUGGAGGAAGUUCGUGGCAGAAUACUUCUCACCUCGCGCAAAGCAAAGGUUGUGCUUUUCUCAGUACAAAGGUGCUGGGGACAUGCUUAACCUUGGCGUGUUACCAACGGAUAUGUGGGAGUGUGAUCUCUGCCGCAUCAAGUCUGGAAAAGGAGUAGAGGCAUCGUUCGAUGUGCUUGCGAGACUAUUUGAAACCAAAUAUGCUAAUGGCGGCAUCAUUGAUGAGCUCUUGUCUCUGGACCGCCCACGAGAAUACAGAGCUCUCAGUGGAGUGAUGAUACUAGACUAUAGAAGAGUAGUUCAGGAAACACUACAUGAGCAGUUUCGUGUUGUUCGUCAGGGCCAUCUUCGCAUCACAUUCUCUCCAAAUUUUAAGAUACUGGUUUGGGAGUUUUGUGCUCGGAGUCAUCAAGUGUUUCUUUUUCGCAUACAUAUUGCUCCCCAGGUGAACCAGUCAAACAGUAACAUGGUCUUGAGAGCAGGAAGGCAGCUGGCAAAGUCCACCGGAGGAAAGUCUCUGAAUCAUCUUGGCUAUCCAAAAAAAUAUGUCAGAGCUCUACAGAUACAUGAAGUUGUCAAGAGCAUGAAGGAUCUGAUGGAUUUCACAUAUGACCACAGAAUCGGCCCUAUCGAAGCGUGGAAACGGCUCUCGGAACAGACAAGUCAAGCUCAGAUGGCGUUGAAUCCAGGAAACAACAAGAAUAAUCACUAUCAACUUGUUGGUCGUGGAGCUGUGAAUGGCUCAGCUGAAGCAGCUGCUGCUCAAAGCAUCUUUAUGAUUCUAAAUGCUAUGAAAAAACCAUACUCAAGUCAGAGCCAGAGUCCAUAUUUGUCUCAACAGCGGCAGAACUUAGCAACAUGUGGCUUCCCCCAGAUGCAACAGCAGCAUCGCCCCAACACGCUUCAGCAGACUCAUUCUCAUCAUUUUCUGCAACCACCACAUUCAAAUGGUAACAAUCAGGAGCUUCAGAAGCCGUAUGAGAACCCAAGUGUGCAACAGCAACAAGCCUUUUCAGGUCAAAAUGGUGACAACAGUAACGCAGAGGGCAACCCAACUAGCUCCACUUCCAAUAUCUCAGGAGGAGUCCAAGUUCCAAGCCGCAACAACAGUUCUAAAGCAGACUCAAACAUCAAUCCUCAUUUGUCAGAAGAUGCCACAGAAGCACCUGACGAUUUCUCAGCAGACAACUUCUCCAAGGACAGUGAUGUAUAG
This is a messenger RNA of Eruca vesicaria subsp. sativa (arugula), 1587 nucleotides long. Lineage: Eukaryota; Viridiplantae; Streptophyta; Magnoliopsida; Brassicales; Brassicaceae. The record is from the annotation of a GenBank genome assembly.